Molecule: messenger RNA, 1488 nt
Organism: Carica papaya (papaya)
Lineage: Eukaryota; Viridiplantae; Streptophyta; Magnoliopsida; Brassicales; Caricaceae
Product: alpha/beta-Hydrolases superfamily protein
Source: RefSeq, a predicted model, not a curated record
UUGAACAUGAAGAACCUCUCAACGUAAAAUGCUUCACCACCACUCGAAUUUGGAAUUUCAUUCAUUCGCAGAAAGAUUAACGAAGAGGAAGAAGCAUCCAGCUAUGGGGAACGCUGGUUCUCCAACACUACCCUUAUCAAAGCUAGAUAUUCCGGUUGUAUCCUUUCGAAGAAGAAGUUCGUUCACCCCGUCACCUCUCAGUUUCCGCCAUACCCAUUUGCAGAAACUCGCUGUUUCUCAUAGCACCGUGGAGUUUCCUCGCUUGAGAUUUAAUGGGUUUGCGUUGCAUUCACUUUCGAACGACUACUCUGUUGGCGGUGAUCGUCAAAUUCAAGAGGAGUCUCUGUCGCCAGAAUCUCAAGUGGAAAGCCGGAUGUGGAACUGGAAAGGUUAUUCGAUCCGAUAUCAGUGUUCUGGGAACAAUGGCCCUGCCUUGGUUCUGGUUCAUGGUUUUGGUGCUAACAGUGAUCAUUGGAGGAAAAAUAUACCGGUUCUUGCAAAAUCACAUCGGAUAUAUGCAAUUGAUCUUCUUGGUUAUGGAUAUUCUGACAAACCAAAUCCUCGUGAGUUUGGAGGCAGCCUCCUCUAUACAUUUGAAACAUGGGCUUCCCAACUAAAUGAUUUUUGCAUUGACGUGGUUAAAGAUGAAGCUUUUUUCAUUUGCAAUUCCAUUGGGGGACUUGUUGGUCUUCAGGCAGCCGUGAUGGAGCCACGGAUCUGUAAAGGCAUUGUCCUAUUAAAUAUAUCCUUGCGUAUGCUUCAUAUAAAAAAGCAGCCAUGGUUUGGAAGACCUUUCAUUCGAUCAUUCCAGAGUUUGCUGAGGGAAACUCCAGUACGAAAUUUUUUUUUCAGAGCUGUUGCCACACCUGAGUGUAAGAAUAUUCUUUGCCAGUGUUACCAUGACACUUCCCAGGUGACCGAGGAACUAGUUGAGAAUAUUCUUCGUCCAGGACUUGAGCCAGGUGCAGUGGAUGUCUUUCUUGAGUUUAUUUGUUACUCAGGGGGCCCUCUUCCUGAGGAGUUACUCCCACAGGUGAAGUGUCCUGUUCUGAUAGGGUGGGGAGACAAGGAUCCGUGGGAGCCCCUUGAACUCGGAAGAGCCUAUGGGAAUUUUGAUUCUGUUGAGGAAUUCGUUGUCCUUCCUAAUGUUGGCCAUUGCCCACAGGAUGAAGCGCCUCAUCUGGUUAAUCCCCUUGUUCAAUCAUUUGUGGCCCGGCAUGCUAGACCUCCAGCUGGUGUUUCCUGGAAUGACUGAUCUACGACAGGUCAUUUUGUUUUUAUUCCUCUGUAAAAAGAUAUUCUUUACAUGCAAAUCUUUUUCAAAACCAUGACUGAAAUUAUACAUGUAUGUAUAAUUCAGAGAGCUGUUUGCAACUGUUGGCUAGUUGGCUGUAUCUCUUCACUAUAGAUCUCUGUUUCUGUAAUUAAGUUUUAACAGAUCUAUUCAUUCAAUACAUAAUUGACCUUCUCCAUUGAAUAAAGUUUUCC